Perca flavescens (yellow perch) is the source of this 942-nucleotide messenger RNA. RefSeq names its product G protein signaling modulator 1a (gene gpsm1a). Gene Ontology annotation, cellular component: cell cortex. The coding region runs from base 136 to 888 and encodes 250 amino acids. Gene Ontology annotation, biological process: establishment of mitotic spindle orientation. NCBI's taxonomy places the organism in Eukaryota, Metazoa, Chordata, Actinopteri, Perciformes, Percidae. The record is from RefSeq and is a predicted model, not a curated record. Gene Ontology annotation, molecular function: GDP-dissociation inhibitor activity; G-protein alpha-subunit binding. The transcript is spliced from 4 exons.
CGAUGAGAGAGUUCAGUCGGUGGAGAAACGAGACGUGAGAAGAUCUGAAACGAGGAGAAAGAAAACUUUGUGAUGUUGAGCCCCUCCCUCUGAUGACAGUGAUUGUAGCCACGCCCACACCUCCACAGCUUCAACAUGGCUGACCUUAACCUGUCAGGUGUCCCUCCUUCCUCCCUGUCUCCAUCCUCUCAUCAGAACGGGAGGAUUGGGCCAACGGCAGCAAAACGCUCUCCACACCCCCACCAUGAUGGCCGUCUGGAGGAUGGAGCGGGACACCUCAGUCCCAGCAACACUGGUGCUGUUCCCCAGAUUCUCUCUGCACCAAGAACCAGAACCUCAGCCUGCAGCUCCCCCCUCAGGAACCUCAGGAUCCUUGGAGGUCCAGGUACAGGUUCUGGUCCUGAAGGCUCCCAGAGGCCCCGGGGUCAGAGCCUCAGCUCAGCUCUCAGCUCCAGGACCAGAGCUAUGAUUUCCAGGAGCAAGCGUGGGAGCAGCCAGCAGGAGGAGCCAGAGGCCUUGUUGGACCUGAUCCUGGAGGGUCAGGGUCAGAGACUGGAGGACCAGAGAGCCAGCCUCAGUCUGCUGCCUGACCCAGGACCAGCUGCUCUUUGUGGGGCCUGCAUCCCCGACCAGCCCGCCCCCCCGAGUCUGGACUUCUACUACAUGCUCAUUCACUACCAGUCUGACCGGAUGGAGGACCAGAGGUGUUCCCUUCCUGAUCUGGAUGAUGUGAUUGGUCCAGUUCCUGACGGUCAGGAAGAUUUCUUCUCUCUGGUUCAGAGAGUUCAGUCCCGGAGAAUGAACGAGCAGAGGUCCUCGCUGCUGCCGACGCACUCGGAGGAGGAGGAAGAACACCCAGCUCCUCUUCACCUUCAGUCUGGAAGUUAAAGAACGGUUGAAGUACUGUUUGUAUUGUCAGACUGGGGAACAGAGUCUCUGUCU